Messenger RNA from Pseudomassariella vexata, 2521 nucleotides. RefSeq lists its product as uncharacterized. The coding region runs from base 240 to 2276 and encodes 678 amino acids. Lineage: Eukaryota; Fungi; Ascomycota; Sordariomycetes; Amphisphaeriales; Pseudomassariaceae. The record is from RefSeq and is a predicted model, not a curated record. The transcript has a single exon. Gene Ontology annotation, molecular function: glutamine synthetase activity; hydrolase activity.
GUUACUCUUGGCAUGACCGCUUUGUUCGGAGCAAGUGCAAGCGUAUUGUCAGGAUCGAAGCUGUUGCUACCGACAUCAUCCGACGCCAUGUCGCUGCUGGACUCAAACCAGACGGCGAGGGGCUAUUGACGGACAUCCUGCAGGACUUCAGAACCAACAUUGAACGGUCCAUAGCUGACCCCGAAGUCGUCGGGUUCAAGUCCAUCAUUUGCUAUCGAGGGGGUCUCGAUAUUCCGUGCAUGGCAGAUGUCGGAUUGGAGGGCUCAAGGCAAGCCCUCGAGGCAAUCUUUGCGGCAAAUCGAUGUGGCACUCCAUUCCAACGAUUGCAGAACCUACCCUUGAACCAUCUAUUCGUCCACACGACGGCCAAUCUCAUUGACACCAGCAGCGCCCUGCACAAGAAGCCCAUCCAAUUCCACACUGGCCUGGGUGACAACGACAUUACGCUCACCAAAUCAUCACCUGCCCACCUCCAGCAGUUCAUCAGCGAGUAUCCAUCGGUGCCUGUUGUGAUACUCCAUGCGAGCUAUCCCUGGUCAAGGGAGGCUGGGUAUCUAGCGGCGAUGUAUCCCAACGUGUAUGCCGACAUUGGGGAAGUGUUCCCAUUCAUUAGCCGAGACGGCCAGGAAGGCGUCGUGAAGCAGAUACUGGAACUGUGUCCAUGGUCCAAGAUCCUGUGGAGCACGGAUGGCCACUGGUUUCCUGAGACUUAUAUCCUGGCGACGACACAAAUCAGGUCUGUCCUCAAAACCGUACUAGGAGACUACGUUCGCAAGAAUCAACUGAACGAGGAACAAGCCGUGCAACUCGUCCGGGGCAUAUUGUUCACCAACUCCAAGAAGCUUUACAAUCUCCACUUGGACACUGUUCUCGCUCCAUCACCACAGCCGAUGGCGGCAAGUCUGGACAGAGGGCAAGAAACAACCCGAACCUCCCGGCCAAACCUGGCUAUUCUUGAGAAGCUACGAAAACUGGAAUGCAAGUGGCUCAGGAUAUACUGGCAAGACUACACAUCCACUGCAAGGUGUCGGCUGAUACCACUCAAGCGCGUCAUCGCCACGCUCGAAAGCGGCAAACCUAUGACGCUCUCAAUCACCAAGGCGGCUCUAGGCUUGUUGCCAAACGACGCCAUGAUUCCAGAGGCCACGGCUACUGGGGCAUAUGCCCUUCAGCCCGACUGGUCGUCUCUAAAACCGGGGCCUGCUCCCGGUCAUGCCAGCUGCUUUGGUGUGUUCCACGAGAUGGAUGGGAAAGAUGUCGCAAUAUGCCCACGGACGCUGCUACGAAAGACAAUCGAAACAGCUGCGUCCCAUGGGCUGACAUUCAUCCUCGGAUUUGAAAUUGAGUUCGUCAUCAUGGAACGUAAUCCCGAUCCAACGAGCGAGGAAAAAUACCGCACAAUGACAAACGACGGUCAUGCGUGGUCCGUCGCCCGAGUACUGGCAGACACGGGCCGAGAAGGCAGCUUCAACAGUGUCGUCGACGACAUCGUGGACUGCCUCGACGACGCCGGUAUUUUGAUCGAGCAGUUCCACUCCGAAAGUGCGCUCGGGCAGUACGAACUCGUGCUCCCCCCCAUGCCUCCCAUGGAAGUUUGCGAUGCCUUGCUACACACGCGUCAGGUCCUCGAGUCCGUGGCCGCACGACACGGUUUCCGUAUGACACUGCACCCCAAGCCAUUCGCGGAUCGAUGCGGCUCCGCCUCGCAUGUGCACAUGUCCGUCUCGUCUCCUGGUGGUGACGAACCCCGGGUGUACGAAGCAUUCUAUGCUGGGAUUCUCAAGCACUUGCGUGCCAUCAUUGCUCUCACGUACAGUAAUCCCACGAGCUACGAUCGCAUGGUUGAUGGCUAUUGGGCGGGCGGUAGAUGGGUUACGUGGGGUACAGAAAACAAGGAGGCUCCUCUGAGGAAAUGCGAGAACAGUCAUUGGGAAUUCAAGACGAUGGAUGGGCUGGCCAACCCGUAUUUCGCGGUGGCUGCUAUUCUUGCGGCAGGAACUAAUGGUAUUGUGAAGAGGGAGCGGUUGACAUGGGGAGACUGCGAGCCCGACCCCGCGAACCUCAACGAUGAGCAGCGGAAGAAACUGGGCAUCUCACAGAUGCUGCCGGCAGACUUGAAAGAGGCAUUGCAGGCAUUGAAAGAAGAUAGCGAACUCGGCGACCUUCUCGGACCGGCCUUUGUCAGGCGGUACAUUGACGUCAAGGAGGCCGAACUGGAGAUGCUCAAUCCAAUGGGUGUCGAGGAACGUCGCCGGUGGAUCAUGGAAAGAUACUGAGCAAUGACUCGGGCCUUCACCUCGUCUAUUUUCUGUGGAUAGAACGCAGAGUAGCCACUGCCGUGCACCGACGAAUUUACAAACGCUGAUUCAUCCCCAAAUUUCCGUACUUGCUGACUGACUAGUCCUCGGUGUUGAACAGCCCCCGCCAGGAAAUGAGGACGCCAUAACAAGUCUCGCAGCCGACGUUGCACUUCGACAGCGGUACUAUCGACGGAACUGACACCGACGGAUACGCAACAUGG